CAAAUGCUUCCUUCUGAUUCGGUCCUGCCCUUCCUCUGCUCACAGGAAUGAGAAGGAGAAAGUCCUCAUCGAGGGCUCCAUUAACUCUGUGCGUGUCAGCAUCGCAGUGAAGCAGGCCGAUGAGAUCGAGAAGAUCUUGUGCCACAAAUUCAUGCGCUUUAUGAUGAUGAGGGCCGAGAACUUCUUUAUCCUGCGCAGGAAGCCCGUGGAGGGUUAUGACAUUAGCUUCUUGAUCACAAACUUCCACACGGAGCAGAUGUACAAGCACAAGCUGGUGGACUUUGUUAUCCACUUCAUGGAGGAGAUUGACAAGGAGAUCAGCGAGAUGAAGCUCUCUGUCAACGCCAGGGCCCGCAUCGUGGCAGAGGAGUUCCUCAAGAAUUUUUAGGCCGUGGUGCAGGACCCCGUGGCUCCCGAUGCUUGUGCCCACCAGGCACCUGCCU
Messenger RNA from Phaethon lepturus (White-tailed tropicbird), 443 nucleotides. It is a transcript of the gene ARPC4, whose product is annotated as actin related protein 2/3 complex, subunit 4, 20kDa. Gene Ontology annotation, molecular function: actin filament binding. The annotation marks the transcript as partial. The transcript is spliced from 4 exons. Lineage: Eukaryota; Metazoa; Chordata; Aves; Phaethontiformes; Phaethontidae. Gene Ontology annotation, biological process: actin filament polymerization; Arp2/3 complex-mediated actin nucleation. Gene Ontology annotation, cellular component: Arp2/3 protein complex; actin cytoskeleton. The record is from RefSeq and is a predicted model, not a curated record.